GGAAGUAUGAUUCUGUAUUUAUAUACAUCUUACUUAACGACUUAAAUUACGAUUUUUUAUCAAACAUGUUUCGUUUGAUAUUUACCUGUUUAUUCUUCAUUUUUUAUUGUGAAUGUAAGAUCCUGAAUCCUGUGAUAUUAGUACCUGGUGAUGGUGGAAGUGAAUUUGUAGCAAAACUAAACAAGACAACUGCUCCUCAUUCAUGGUGUGUUCUCCAUACAGAUUACUACUUUAGUUUAUGGUUAAAUCUUGAAGAGUUAGCUCCAUUUGUAAUAGAUUGCUUUACUGAUAACAUGAGAGUAUUAUAUGACAGGGAGAAACAUAUAACCCAUAAUCCACCAGGUGUUGAAACAAAGAUUCCAGGAUGGGGAGAUACAAGGACUGUGGAGUGGCUUGAUCCUUCACAUAUUAGUCCUACAUCUUACUUUUCACCCAUUGUUAAUGCCAUGGUAAAAUGGGGAUAUGAGAGAAAUGUGUCAGUAAGAGGUGCUCCAUAUGACUUCAGGAAAGCUCCAAAUGAAUAUGCUGAUUUUUACCAGAAUUUGAGAACUUUAGUUGAGGAAACGUAUGCUCUAAACAACAAUACUAAAGUAGUCUUGCUAGGCCACAGCAUGGGGAAUCCUACCACACUGUACUUCCUUAACCACCAGCCACAGUCAUGGAAAGAUAAAUUUCUUCAUUCAUUUAUAUCAUUAGCUGGUGUAUGGGGAGGAUCAGUCAAACCACUUAGACUCUUUGCUUCAGGCGAUAACCUGGGCGUAGCCUUUGUAAAAGCAUUAAAUGUGAGAGUUCAACAGCGAUCUAUGCCUAGCUCUGCUUGGCUGAUGCCAUCUGAUAUGUUUUGGGGUAAGGAUGAAGUCCUGAUAGAACGACCUGGAAGGAAUUAUACAGUCAAUGAUUAUAAACAAUUCUUCAUGGAUAUUAAUUUCAUGGAUGGGUGGUACAUGAGACAGGACACAGCAAAUCUUAUCAGAUCACUGACACCCCCUGGUGUGGAAGUUCAUUGUGUCCAUGGUUACGGCAUUCCAACGCCUGGAACUCUGGUGUAUACAGGCAAUAUGUGGCCAGAUUCACAACCAAAUGUGAGGUCAGAUGAUGGUGAUGGUACAGUGAAUAUCCGAAGUCUAAAGGGAUGUUUACACUGGCAAGGGAAACAACCACAGAAGAUUUAUCAUGUUCCUGUCAAAGGAGCCGAGCAUAUGGAGAUUCUUGAUAAUAAAGAUGUUAUAGCAUAUUUAAAGAAAACCUUGACAAGUUAAUGUUUUAACUUUUAGGUUUAAUUUGUGUCAUUUGCUGAAGAAUCAUUUUAUUUGUGGAUGUAAUUUUUUUUUGGGGUGGAGGGAUGGGAGUUAUACUGUCAAUAAUUUUUCCAAAAAAAAUAUAUAACAGGCCCAAGAAUAAUAUUUCAGAAAUCCAAGCUGAUUUUAUUACACGAAUUUAACAGCCUCUUCAGGAAAACUGCAGGCAUAAGAGGCUGGGAUGACCUGAAUUUUGAACACAUGAACAUGAACAAAUGUUUCGGUGGUAUUAUAUUGUUUUAGCCGUGACAACGCAUGAAGCAUUCCAUAACAUUCCACAGAAUGUAGGAAAAUAAUCUGAAUAAUUUAGAUCUGAUUGAUUCAUAAAAACUACUCUUAAAAUUUAUUUUAUGCUGCUGAAUUUUGUGGAAGUAAUGAAGAAAUAUCUUGUACUAUUUUCAGAAGAAUUUGCUUAUACAUGUAGUUAAAUAUCAAAAUGUCAUUUGAGAUAUGCAUAGAUUGUACUGGUAUUUUAUAAAUGGUAAUGGAUCUUCAGUAGCUUAAGAUUUAAGUAUGUCUCACUGUAUAACUAGUCUAAUAAUCAGAAAGGUGGUACUUACUUUAUUGUACAAUAGUGUAAAAUUAAAAUGGUAAAAACUGUUUCACAACAUGGGUUACUUGAGCUACAUUUGAAAUGAUGUCCCUUGGAACUGCUUUCAGUUGGUAUAGCCAUACGUUUGGAAAUUGUAUAAUGAUGCAACAGUUCUUUAUUUUUUAUCUGUUUGUUAAAAGUUUAUUAAAAAAAUUCCAUGUCAAAAGAAAAAUUGUUCUACAUCAAAAUUAAAUAAAAGAUUGCUAUCAUGCAGUCAUUUUGUCUAGUUUGACAAGACUAUGGUUAAAAAUUAUACUUGAAAAAUUCUUAUCCAAUUUUUAUACGACCGCAAAAAAAUUUUUGUGGUCGUAUAUUGGUAUGGCAUUGGCGUCGUCGUUGUUGUCCGAAGACACAUUAGUUUUCGCAAUCUAACUUUAGUUUAAGUGAAUGGAUCUCAAUGAAAUUUUACCAUAAGGUUCAAUACCACAAAAGGAAGGUGGGGAUUUAUUUUGGGGGUUAUGGUACCAACAGUUAAGGAACUAGGGACCAAAAAGGGGCCAAAAAUAAGCAUUUUUGUAACUUCCAGACAUGACUUGUGUGUAAGUGUAUGGAUCUCUCUGACAUUGUACCACAAGGUUCCAUAUCACAAAGGGAAUGCUGGGAUUGAUUUUGGGGAUAAUUGCCACCAAAUUUUAGGAAUUAGGGGCCAAAAAGGGGCAAAAAACAAGCAUUUUUCUAGUUUCAUGACAAUAAUUUAUGUGUAAGUCUAUGGAUCUCUCUGACAUUGUAUCACAAGGUUCCAUAUCACAAAGGGAAUGCUGGGAUUGAUUUUGGGGGUAGUUGCCUUCAAAUUUUAGGAAUUAGGGGCCAAAAAGGGGCAAAAAACAAUCAUUUUUCUAGUUUCAUGACAAUAACUUGUGUGUAAUUGUAUGGAUCUUUAUGAAAUUGUACUACAAGGUUCCAUAUCACAAAGGGAAAGUUGGAAUUGAGUUUGGGGGUAAUUGCCCAAAAACUUUAGGAAAAAGGGGCCAAAAAUAAACAUUUUUCUAGUUUCCUGACUAUAACUUGUGUUCAAGUGUAUGGAUCUCUCUGAAAUUGUACUGCAAGGUACCAUAUCACAAAGGGAAGGCUGGGAAUGAUUUUGGGGGUAAUUCCCUCAAAAUUUUAGUAAUUAGGGGCCAUAAAAGGGCAAAAAAACAAGCAUUUUUCUAGUUUCCAGACAAUAACUUGUGUUCAAGUGUAUGGAUCUCUCUGAAAUUGUACUGCAAGAUACCAUACCACAAAGGGAAGGCUGGGAGUGAGUUUGGUGGUGAUGAAUCAUAAGGGGGUUCAAAAAAUUUCGGGAGGGAUUUUUUUUUCCUUUUUUUUUUUAAAUUUUCCAUUUUAAAUUGGUUAUUUCUGAUUUAUAUAUAAAAGCAAAUAAUAAUGAUAUGGUUUGAAUAGGUAAAUUAAAAUUUUUUAAGUUCUUAGACCACUUUCAUUCUGUGUGAGAAACCUAUGCUGUGUCAAAUAUUUAAUCACAAUCCAAAUUCAGUGCUGUAUCAAGCUUGAAUGUUGUGUCCAUACUUGCCCCAACUGUUCAGGGUUUGACCUCUGCGGUCGUAUCAAGCUGCGCCCCAGCAGAGCAUUUUAUUUUAUGCUGUGAGAGAUGAAGAAAGGUAAUAUGUUUACAAUAGAAAAAUAUUUGUUCAUUGAUAUUGUUGAGUUAGUGGUUAGGUACAUGUAGAUGUACAUGUGAGCGAUAUUGUAAGGAGGGACAUUUUAUGAAAACUAAUCUUUAAUUUAUGCAUAAUAUACGUUACAUUUAGAAUUUUUAAAUGUUUAUUUUAUGUGGCAAAUUUCUUCCUAUUUUUUUUUUCUAAUGUUUGUAUGUUGUAUUUUAAGUUAUGAAAAUAGGAUUUUUAAGAGGAGGUAUACAAAUUUGGGUUAAAUGGGGGAGGCUAUAAAAAUGUGAGUUAAAAGGAGCAGCUUUGAGUGCAUAAAAACCAAGUUUCAAAUUGUCUUUAAUUGUUCAAGUGUCUGUUUUAAGUCAGAAAGUACCCUUAUCAGUUACUUUCAGAUCUUUUAUAAUCUUUGUUAAAUUAUUUUAGACUCAUUGUUUAAGACUCAAUGUGAUUUAGAACAUUGGCAUAGAGAGACCCUUGUCUAUUGUUGAAGACCUCAUGUGUAUACUUUAUCAAUUAGAUGUUUUUUUUCAUUUUGUUGAUUGCAGUUUACCUUACAUCUUUAAAUCACAGUAUUUUAGAUUAAUUAGUGCAAUAUUGAUCUUGUAGUAUUAUUUUUUGCAGUUAUUUCUAAAUACAGGAUACCAAUUUGAUAUAUUCUGCAAUUUAAGUAAAUUGUCUGGUUCAUUAUGAUGAUACUAAAUAGUUCACAGAUCCCCAUUUGAGCCUGAGCAACUUCUUUUAUUUUUGCAUUUAAGCAAAUUUCUGACAAUGACUACAGCUUUAGAUCAAAUUGAAGCAACGUUUUGGCCUAUUUUCCUAUUAUUAUUUUUGGAAAAUAUCUACAGUUGGUUUUUCCAUAAACAUAUGAAAUAGUACUUACCAAGAGUAUAUGUUUUCCAAAACUUGGAAAAUUAAAGCUACUUUUCUGAUCUUCUCUCUUUUGUCCAAUUAUGAUUUUAUUGAUGCUUUUCCCCAAAGUAUUGAAAGGGUUUUUUUUGGCAUGAUACAAUCACUACAAAUAAUUGUUGCAAUAUGUUUUUAAACAUUUUUUUCUAAUAUAUAUUUACAGAAUGUGUAACAUAAAAACAAUUUCUUUUAAGUAUUUAUAUUUAGAGUUAUUCAAUUUAAAUGAAUGUGGGAGGAUUAGAACAGAAGUUUUUAGACAUGAGUCUUAUUCAUUUAUAUUUGUGUGUCCAUUUUGCAUUUAUGCAAAUUUAAUUAAAGAAAGCAUGUUGGUUAUGGGUUGGUUUUUUUUUGUAAGUUCCUACACUCCAACAUAUUUUAAAUUUUGAAUGGAGGUCCUUAAUAUACUAUUUUAUGAAUAGUUAUUAAUAUAUUUUUACAUUGGCAGAUCUCUUGAUCAGCCUUUAAUUAAAAAAAUCUUAAGUUUCUCACGAUUUAUUUGAUAUUUUCACAUAAAGUUGUCCAAAAAUGUUUUCAUCCUCGCUCCCUUUCAAAAAAAUUCUUGAUUCACCACUGCAGAAAAUCUGGAUUCAAUUCAUGUAACUGUCUUAUUGCAGUAAACCAUCUGUUGGGUUCCAGUUAACAGCUCUGAUGUUCAUUGAUCCACAGUAAUGUGGAAGACAUUUUCUACCCUUUCUUUUAUUCAUUUAUUAGAUGAUGUGUGUACGGGUAAUCUGUGUUUAGAUCUUUAUAAUCAAAUGCAAUGUCUGAUUUUGAUUAAUUUUGAUUCUGUUGAUGAAGGUUUUUCUAGCAUUUAAAGAAUCAAAUAAUACCAUCAACUAUUAUACUCCUUAUAUUAAGAAAUUUGUAUAUACUCGGGGCUAUUCCAUUAAAAUGUAUGUGGGAGGGUAGGAAGGGAAGUUUAAAUAUUGAAUGUGGGUCAUGGGUCUUUUUUCAGUAUGCGUCUAUUACAAUUAUGCAAAAUUAUCUAAAAAAUGGUUCUUGGUUGUAGGGAUAUUUUGAAAGUCCCUUCCUAUCCCUCUACAUACAUUUUAAUGGAAUAGCCCUCAUGAUUUUUUAUAUAUUUCAAAUUUAGGUUAAACUUUUUAAAAAUUGCCGGCAAUCCAUUGAAGAUUUAUAAGUAGUUGUCUUGGUUAUGGAAAAAAACAAUUCAGUUUUGUCAUUUUAUUUACAACACAAUCGCAAAUUUUCAUUUUGUUGAAUUUUAUAUUUUUGACAGUUGCAAGAAAAAAUGAAUGCUAUUAUAAGUUAUAUGGUUUGCUACUGACCCCCUACGACCUCAUCCCCCAUGGAUUUUACUAACUCUCUAUGGAUCCGGAGAGGGUCAGUAGUGAACCGUACAACAAAUUUAUAUCACACAGGACUUUUCCUGUCAAGUUUUGUAUAAAAAUAAACAAUGAAAUACAAUAACAUUAAUAGAUGAUGUCACCAUUAAUAGUAUAUGUGACGUCAUGAACCCCAUAUGAAAUCUACUAACCCCAUAUGGAUACAUAGGGGGUCACCAUGUGACGCCGUUAAACCAAUCACAAUGUCACUAUUUAUCCGAGGUGCGAUAAAACUAGAUCUUGUUCUUUUAAUCAGACAUAUUUAGUAUAAUCCUUUUAUGAUUGUAAAUAUGAUGCAAGGUUUAUAUUUUUUGACAGCUUCAAUUGAGCCAUUUCUUGUCCGAUAUGUAUAACCAGAUGGUGUUUUAUUGGUGCAUAAUAUUUGAAAUCCUGAUUUAGUCAGAAUCAUAGUGAAGUGACACCCUCUUACAUCAAAAUCCUCAGAAGUCGGGAACUGCAUAUUUUGUUCAUAUUGAACACUGUUAAGUUUUAGCAGGUUGAAAACUAUCUAUACCAAGCAUUUUGUUCACUAUAGACAGGGAUUUAACAUGCCAAAACAUGUCUAUACAUGGUGUCUUUAAGACUUAAAAGGCAGGAGGGAGCUUUAUGUUUUUUUCACUUUAUUCCUGUAUAGUGUGUAUAAUGUUAAAUAAAUUAUUUCUGAAAUAAUAACCAUCAUUUUAAGAAUAUGUAAACUCCAAUUAUGAUAUUAUAUGGCAAUUUUCAUUUUAAUUUAUAUGAAUUUAUCUUGUUUACAUACAACAUAUUUGUCAUUUAUAUAUUGAGUGUCUUAAACAUGUUUGGAGCCCAAAAAAAGUGGCAUUUAUGAUGUCCUUGUUAAAAUCUUGGUUUUAAAUGAACCAAUUUGUCAUACUGUAUAAUGACCAGUGGUUAAAUGUGUUAGCUAGUUUCAGAGUUCAACAAGAUAUUAUCUCAUAAAUAUGGCAACUUGUAGUCUGUUUCAAGAUCUGAUGUAAAUCAAAUCCCUUGAGUAAACUGCUGACAAAUUUAUAAAAUGGUGCUCUUUUAUAUAUAAAGGGCUAUUGCCACUCAUCAUUAUGCUGCUUUUUAUAGUAUUCUUUUGUAGAUGGUAAAUGUAUCUAAUUUCAUAUUUUAAGAAUGGCCAACAAAAUUUCUAAGUAAAUAUUACUAACUUACCAUUUCAUUUCAUAUUUUUUUGAAAGGCCAACAAAAGUUCAAAUGAAUAUUACCACCUAACUGUGAAAGAAAAUGGGUUAGCUGUAGUCCCAUGGUUGUCCUUGGUUGCCAUCUGUCAUAUUGUUUUUCAUAAUUUGAUUGAAUCAGGCCUUUAGUUUUCUCUGUUGCAGUGUUUUACAUUUUGUUAUCCAAGGCCAUUUAUAAAUCAGGCAUUUAGUUUUCCUUAUUGUAAUGUUUCACAUUUUGUUAUCCCAAGGACUUUUAUGAAUCAGGCAUAUAGUUUUCCCUGUUGUAAUGUUUUUCAUUUUGUUAUCCUAGGACUUUUAUACAAAUUAAAGAUUACUACAUGGUGUGGGUUUUUCCUCAUUGUUAAAGGUCUAACAAUGACCUGUGGAUGUUUACACCCUUGUCUUUUGUUGGACACUUUUUUUUAUUGGAAGUCAUAUCACAUCUCCUUAUUCAAAUAUUGGUGGGUAAUUCUACACAAUCCUCAAGUGAUAUUCAAUUGGUAAAACACACAUGAAGUGAUUGGUUAACAAGCAGUACCCCAAAAGAAAAGGCAAAUUUUAAUCUGUUCAUGAUUUUUGUUUAGUCAGUAUUAAGUCUAACACCAGUUCUCCAUGUGUAAUUCAAAUGUCAAAAGCAAAGGUCAGAUAUCUGAGGACAGUACUUGAUUUUAUGAUUUUAAGUCUGACUCUGACAGACCAUUCAAAACAUUUGCUUGCUUGAAUAUUACUGAAUGAAACAGAAUAGUUUUUUUUAUGUUUUUGAAAAAUACGUUAUUUAGGAAAACCAAGAAUUUUCUAAAAAGUUAGAUGUUCAGGUCCUUUAACCAAAGUAAAAACUAUUUAACCCUGUAUCUUGUUCAUCAUUGGCAGAUCAAGAGUGGUUGUUCUGGGGGUUAGGUUUUUUUUUUAAAUCACAUAAAAAGUGAUGAAAAUUUAGUUGGAAUGCCUCUUUUUCCCUUUGGAACCCCCUAGAAUUUUCUAGAUGGAAACCACUGGAUAUUUCCAAGUAGAAACCCCUAGACUUUUCUUUGGAAGGCCCUAAAAUCCUCCUUUAAGAUAUUUUUUGGAUCUGUUGUUUGAUCAUUUUUUCCCUUGUCAAUUUAGUUUUCUGCCAUUCUGGAACAUGUAUUGAUCUUUAAAAAAAUGAUAUCAAUGAUGUCAAAUGACCAGUAUUAACAAAGGUUAACUAUGACAGCUUUCAAUGACUUGAAAGGAUGAUAAACUUCUAAUUUUCUUUUGCCUAGUUGAUAUUAUAUUUGUAUUAUUAGAUUUAUGUACACAAAAUAACCUUGAGGGAGAGGGGUGGUGUUCUGCAAGCUUUUGCGUUGCAGUUAUCCUGAAUGACCUACAAUUGUUAUUUUGAUUCAAAUUAUAUAGGUGGCUUUAUGAAGUCUUUCUGAAUUGUGUUAUUUCAUAUGAACUCAUGAUUUUCUCUACUAUAGUAUUGAUAUUUUUUAGGAGUGCUUUUCAUACACUUUUAAAUACUGUAAAUUCAGAAAUUAUUGCGUACAUUUAUUAUUGCGAUUUUUGAACAAUGGACAUAAAUGCGAGAUUAGUUAUUGCGAUUUCAGGAAAAACUGCAUACAGAUAUAUUGAUCAGAUAUCAGAAUGCAAGUUCUUAUUAUUGCGAUACUCACUCAGUUGCAUUAUUCUCAUUAAUAAAAACCUCGCAAUAAUUUCUGAAUUUACAGUUUGUGAUUGAGUGAGUCUGUUGAAAGAAUGUUUUUCUUAUCAUUUUUAUUUUAUUUCUAAAUGGCACAAAAUGUAUCAUGGUCUGUAUUAAAUUUUUUUUUUUUUCAUUUGAUAAAUUCUAUAUUACCAAUGAUUUAUACUAUAUAAAUUCUUUGUAUAACACAUUCUGAUUUGCAUCAACAGGUAUCAUGUGCAAACUAUUUUCUUGCAAGAAAGCAAAUCUAUCAUAAAUUUUUUAAAACUAAGAUUAACAAAACUUGUUAUUUUGAAAUAAAAGUGUGCAGAAGAAUUAAACAGCUCGACUUGGAUGACUUAACCAUAGAUUGAUUUUGGUUUGAAUUAUUUUAGAAUAUUGCUCUUGUGCAAGAAAAUGGUUAGCAUAUCUUUGUAUGACUGAUAAUGUAAAUCUGUGUAAAAAGUAUAAAAAGGUUAAGUUUUCUUUGUUUGAAAAAUAAAUGUGAAUUUUACCAUUCCAUUAAGCCAAAUUUGCAUUGUUUGAUUAUUGAUUGUAAAUGUAUUUAUUCAGUUUGAAUGUACUGUUUACUUGUCAAUAUUUGUCUUAUCAUCUUUUAUUUAAUUAAAUGUGAAAAAAUGUUAUGUUUAUAAUAAUGGAUUUAAAUUGGAAAGUAA
Molecule: messenger RNA, 9234 nt
Organism: Mytilus californianus (California mussel)
Lineage: Eukaryota; Metazoa; Mollusca; Bivalvia; Mytilida; Mytilidae
Product: phospholipase A2 group XV-like
Exons: 6
Coding region: 66-1259 (397 amino acids)
Biological process (GO): lipid metabolic process
Source: RefSeq, a predicted model, not a curated record